UCUCGUUGUCACGCGGUCAACACGGAAGUUUGUGCAGUGUAAACACCCAUGCGUGUGUGUGUCCUGUCACACAGUUAUAUCAUAGCUAAAUCUGAACUGUAAAAUAUCGUUUGCUUUGUAUAUAAGUAAUAUUUUGCAGCCAUGGCUGAGGAGCUGCGCUGCUUGAAGGCACAACUGGAGGAGAAAGACACAGAGAUUACUGCUCUGAAGACUAAACUGGCACGACUGGAGAAGAGCCAUACGUCAGCUCUGGAGCUGCGUGAAAAAGUGACACCCCUAACCCCCCUGAAAGCCAAAGCGGCCCUCAGCAAUGAGGACAUCAUGCGCUACAGCAGACAGCUCCUCCUGCCUGAGCUGGGUGUACAAGGUCAGCUAAACUUAUCCAAGACGUCAGUGCUGGUUGUGGGCUGUGGAGGGCUGGGCUGCCCCCUGGCACAGUAUCUUGCAGCAGCAGGCAUCGGGCGCCUGGGCCUGCUGGACUACGACGAGGUGGAACUCAGUAACCUGCACAGACAGGUGCUUCAUGGGGAGGAGAACCAGGACCAAGCGAAGGCUCUGUCUGCCGCCAACGCAGUUAAAAGGUUGAAUUCAACAAUAGAAUGUAUUCCCUACCACCUGCAGCUGUCGUCGGAGAACGCCUUGCAACUCAUUAAACAGUAUGACAUUGUGGCUGAUUGUUCAGACAAUGUACCCACUCGUUAUCUGGUGAAUGACGCCUGCGUGCUCAGUGGCAAGCCUCUGGUGUCAGCAAGUGCCCUGAGAAUGGAGGGACAGCUGACAGUGUAUAACUACCAUGGAGGACCCUGCUACAGAUGUCUGUACCCGUUACCCCCACCCCCAGAGACUGUGACCAACUGUUCUGAUGGAGGGGUGUUAGGAGUGGUUCCAGGGAUGAUGGGCUGCUUCCAAGCUUUGGAAGUCCUCAAGAUUGCCUCUGGACAAGGCUCUUCCUGCGGCCAACAGCUGGUGAUGUUUGACGCUCAAGAUGCCAGAUUCAGAUCCAUCAAGUUGCGGCCCAAGCAGGCCGGCUGUGCGGUGUGCGGAAAGAACCCCAGUGUGACCCAGCUGGUGGACUAUGAGGCUUUCUGCGGGACUGCUGCCACAGAUAAGUGCCGCAAACUCAACCUCCUCUCCAGAGAUCAGAGGAUCACAGUACAGGAUUACAAGUCGAUAAUGGACAAUGCAGAGCCCCAUCUCUUGUUGGACGUGCGCCCUCUUGUGGAGGUGGAUAUAUGCCACCUACCUUUCUCUAUCAACAUUCCCCUCUCAAGUUUAGAGGAGAGGAAGAGUGAACCUAUCCGAUUACUUCAGGAGAAAAUCAGCCAAUUGAAACAGCAGAUGGAAGGUGACCGCCGGCCUCCAGUGUAUGUGAUCUGUAAACUGGGUAACGACUCUCAAAAGGCGGUGCAAGUUGUGGAGAAGAUGAGUGGAUCGGAAGUGGACAGCGUUACGGUGAAAGACAUCAGCGGAGGCCUCAUGGCCUGGGCAAAGAGAAUAGACCCCACAUUUCCACAGUAUUAAUCCGUUUUAAGUGCUUUUUUUUGUCAAUAAACUCUUCAGUUUUUCAUAA
Sebastes umbrosus (honeycomb rockfish) is the source of this 1570-nucleotide messenger RNA. RefSeq names its product molybdenum cofactor synthesis 3 (gene mocs3). The record is from RefSeq and is a predicted model, not a curated record. Lineage: Eukaryota; Metazoa; Chordata; Actinopteri; Perciformes; Sebastidae. The coding region runs from base 142 to 1521 and encodes 459 amino acids. Gene Ontology annotation, biological process: tRNA wobble position uridine thiolation; protein urmylation. Gene Ontology annotation, cellular component: cytosol; cytoplasm. Gene Ontology annotation, molecular function: thiosulfate-cyanide sulfurtransferase activity; adenylyltransferase activity; URM1 activating enzyme activity. The transcript is spliced from 13 exons.